AUGAUCAAAUCCCAGAAAAAGGAGGAAGUGAAGGAAAAGAAGAAGCAGAAAAAUGUUGCCUUCUCUGGUACGCUAGGAGCAUCUAGCUCUGGCAUUCCCAAGGAGGACACCACAAAUAAGCACAUGAAGAAGGCCAAAAAGAGUAAGAACCCUAAACAAGUGAAGACCGUUGGCGUGUCCGAAGAGGACACUGUUAAAAAUAAUGAACAGAAAGACAAAAGUAUUGUUGGAGAAAGUUAUGAUGAGGAUAGAAGAACAUUGAAGGAGUUGUUAACCCAAGUUGAUAAUGACAAGAAGGAGAUGAUGGUUGAUGCACCUGAAAGGAAGAAAAAAUGUAGUUUGAUAAGGAGCAAGAGGAAGAAAAAGGAGGAGGAAAAGAUUGAUGUCAAGGCUAGUAGUGAGAAAGAUGGCCAGGAGGAGGCUGGAAAUGGCUUGAGUGAUGAACAGGAAAAUGAAGUAAUUGUUGAGGAAGAGGGAAAAAAUGAUGUGGAAAAGAUAGAUUUGGCUACAAACUCAUAUAAACCUGAGUCUGUAGUAGAAUAUGAGAAAAAGAUGAGCAUUGAAGUGGCACAUGUUGUCACUCCUAAGAAGGUGAAGAAGCCAGUGAAUUCCAUCAUGUCUGCACCAACAAAAGCUGCCCAGAAGAAGAAGUCCCCUGCUAAGACCAAGCCUCCAGCUAAGCUUAAAUCUCCAUCUAAGAAAGCUUCAUCCAAGCCAUUGACUUCAAAGAAAGAACCCAUACAUGAGCCUUCCCAGAAGGAGGCUAUGAAAAAGAAGAAGGGAAACCAUGUUUUGAGGAAGAGCAACAUGCUUAAUACCUAG
This is a messenger RNA of Lathyrus oleraceus (garden pea), 822 nucleotides long. RefSeq lists its product as uncharacterized. NCBI's taxonomy places the organism in Eukaryota, Viridiplantae, Streptophyta, Magnoliopsida, Fabales, Fabaceae. The record is from RefSeq and is a predicted model, not a curated record. The coding region runs from base 1 to 822 and encodes 273 amino acids. The transcript has 2 exons.